This is a messenger RNA of Trichoplusia ni (cabbage looper), 2088 nucleotides long. RefSeq lists its product as uncharacterized. Gene Ontology annotation, cellular component: membrane. Lineage: Eukaryota; Metazoa; Arthropoda; Insecta; Lepidoptera; Noctuidae. The coding region runs from base 135 to 2012 and encodes 625 amino acids. The transcript is spliced from 12 exons. Gene Ontology annotation, molecular function: phosphatidylinositol bisphosphate binding. The record is from RefSeq and is a predicted model, not a curated record.
AAACCGAAGCCAAAGGAAGCAACAAGUUUCCAAGCAGUAAACUUUCAUAUAUUAGCGCGGCAAAUAUAAAAUCAGUACCAUUUGUAUCACGUCACCGCCGUGUCCACACCUCUCCAUUUGUCACUAUUUACAAAAUGGACGCGAUCAAGUCCAACCCCAUUUUGAAUUUCCAUGACAACCAACUCGCGAUAGUUAGGAAAAAUUAUGGUUACGAAGAUGUCAACAAAUUGGUUCAAGAUAUUGAUCAUUUUCAAGAUUGGAUUUCUAAGCAGAAUCAUUUUAAAGUGAAGGAGUUUGAUCGACAGUUCUUGGAGCGCUACAUCAUCUACAACAAGGGGUCAAUUGAGAGAGCAAAGCAGCGCUUUGACAAGUUACUCACCUUCACCACUCUGAUGCCCGAUUAUCUCCAAAACUUUGACAUCAAAAACGAAUUUAAAGCCCUGAGGAACAUAUCGCACAUUUGCGUCCUUCCAAAGCCAACUGAUGACAACUACCGAGUCAUAAUCACGAGUCUCACCGGACAAGACGAUGAUGACUUCCAGCUCAUUUCAUAUUACAGAUAUAUGUUCGUGUUGGGCGAAUAUAUGCUGCACAAUGAUUACUGUUGUGGCUACGAAUUUGUUGGAGACACAAACAAUUUUACAAUGGGAACGGUCAAGAAAAUGAACCCUAUUGUCAUUCACAAAGCCUUGACAUUACUUGUGGAAGCCAUGGGACAAAGAAUGAAGAAACUUCACUUAGUCAGUGGUUCAAAAUUCUUCGACACAAUAUUACUGUUGUUCAAGCAAGGAUUGUCAGCUAAAUUAGCAUCAAGAUUGAUCGUGCAUCCAAAUUAUGAAUCCUUGUAUCAGCAUAUACCUAAAGAAAUGCUACCCUCCAACAUGGGGGGAAAUGAAAGAAGCAUGCAGGAAUUAGAUGGUGUGGUAUUUAAAGAAAUGUGCUCUGAUGUGCAUAUAGCGAAUGUAAAACAUAUGGAGCAAGCCUCCACGGACGAGUCCUGCCGAGUUUCCUCCAAGUUUAACGAGGAAUAUUCUGGAAUGCCGGGAUCCUUCAAGACCUUAUGCGUGGACUACAUGGAAGAAAUAAAAAAAAACCCAGUGUUACUAUUCAAUCCAAAUCAACUUCGCAAUGUAAGAAAACAGCUGAACUAUGAAGAAGUAAAUAAAUUGAUUCAAGACAUAGAUCAUCUUGAUAAUUGGAUAAGACAGCAAACUCAUUUCAGAGUUAAAGAUUUUGAUCGGGAAUUUCUGGAGCGUUUCCUCAUUUAUAACAAGGGAUCCAUUGGGAGAGCGAAGCAAAAAUUUGACAAAUUAUGCACUUUUAAUAAUUUGAUGCCUGAAUUAAUGCAAAAUUACGAUAUUAAAAAUGAAUUCGGAGUUACACUCAAAGUAGCUGACGUCUGCGUCCUCCCUCAACCUGUAGCUGAGAACUAUCGCAUCUUAGUCACUAGACUCACUGGAUAUGAUGACAGCAACUAUAUCCAUAUUAGUUACUUCAGAUAUCUUCACCUAUUAAUUCAAUACAUGCUCCGCAACGAUUAUUGUGUUGGCUACGAAUUAUUAGUUGAUACUAGGAAACUGACGCUAUCAACUAUGAAAAGUAUAAACCCUAUGGCCACACAUAAGGGCAUGACGUUGCUUACUGCCGGAUUGGGACAGCGAAUAAAGAAAAUACAUUUGAUGAGUGGAUCCAAGUUCUUUAACGCAGUCGUCGCGAUUGGAAGACAAAGCAUUUCGGCGAAAUUGUUUCAGAGGAUAAUAAUACAUGAUAGUCUGGAGUCAUUGUAUGAGCAUAUCCCAAAAGAACAACUACCUGUGGACUUUGGAGGGCUUGAGAAGAGCACUAAGGAAUUAAGUGAUCAAAUGUUCAGGGAAAUAAGUUCAGAAGAAAAUAUAGAGAGAGUGAAAUACUUAGAGAAGGCUUCGACAAACGAAUCCUAUCGGAUGUCUUGCAAAUUCAACGAGGAGUAUUCCGGAAUGCCUGGGUCCUUCAAGACCUUGUGUGUGGAUUAGAUUUUAAGGAGAAUUACUGCAGUAAGAUUUGGACUUAUACGUGUUAAGAAUAAAAAUAUUGAGAGAAAAAAUUAAA